UGGCGCGGGGUGUUGUGGGAUAUUGGCGGUAUUUCCGGCGACGGUUUUGGAGGAGCGAGAGCGGUUCGAUCUCAGGUUGAACAAUGGCAAACAUGGAGGCCCUUGUGCAAAGGUUGGAGAAAGCUGUUUCACGACUGGAGACGUUAGAAUCCAGUAGCAAUGCAGAAUCUGGAUCUGAUGUGGUUGCUCCCUUUGUAGAGGCAUUUGAUGAGAUGUUGGUUGGAACAAUUGCAAAAUAUUACAAACUAAGCAAGGAGAUUGGAGGUGAUGUUGGAGAACAUGCUGACUUGGUCAAUGAAGCUGUGAAGAUGGAGAGAGCAUUCCUGGUAACUGCCUCCCAAAGCCAGCAGCCUCCAAUGAAAGAAUUGACCCAAUUACUUCAGCCUCUCUCCAACAAAAUUUCACAAAUCCAAGACUUCCGGGAGAGAAAACGUUCAAGCGCAAAGUUCAAUCAUCUGUCGGCAAUUAGUGACAGCAUCCCUGGUCUGGGAUGGCUGGCAAUUGCUCCCAAACCUGGUCCUUAUGUUAAGGAGAUGACUGAUGCUGCUAUGUUUUAUACCAACAGAGUUUUGAAGGAAUACAAAGACACUGAUAAAAGACAUGUGGAGUGGGUUAAGGCAUACAUAAGCUUCUGGACUGAACUUCAAGCAUAUAUCAAAGCACACCAUACAACUGGGCUUUCAUGGAGUAAGACUGGUCCAAAAGCAACUGCGUCUUCAGUUACUACAUCACCUUCAGCAGGAAUUGCCCCCCCUCCUCCUGGGCCGCCGCCACCACCACCACAAGAAGUUGCUUCCUCAGUGGACACAACCAGUUCAAGAGCAGCUCUGUUUAGUGAACUUAAUAAAGGAGCAGAAAUUACAAGUAGACUGAAGCAUGUGCCAGACAGUAGUAAAACUCAUAAGAACCCAGCAUUAAGAAAUGCAAAUACACCUGCACAUACUGGACCAAAACCAUUCAAAGCAGCUGCUGCUUCACCAACACCAUCAGCCAAGAAAGAGCCACCUAUGCUACAGUUGGAAGGAAAGAAAUGGAGAGUGGAAAACCACGACAAUGCCAGUAACCUAUCUAUUCAGGUGGCAGAGUUGAAGCAAGUUGCAUAUGUGUACAAGUGUACCCAAAGCACCCUUACCAUCAAAGGCAAGAUCAACUCAAUCACUGUUGAUAACUGUAAGAAACUGGGUCUAGUUUUUGAGGAUGUUGUUGGAAUUGUGGAAGUCAUAAAUUCACGAGAUGUGAAAAUUCAGGUGUUGGGUAAAGUGCCAACUAUAUCCAUCAAUAAGACUGAUGGCUGCCAUGUCUACCUUAGUAAGGAUUCCCUCAAUUGUGAAAUUGUUAGUGCCAAGUCCUCUGAGAUGAAUGUCUUGAUUCCUGUCAACGACGAUUUUGUUGAGUACCCUGUUCCAGAACAAUUCAAGACUGUCUGGAACGGGAAGAAACUGAUGACUACAGUAACAGAAAUAUCUGGUUAAAUACAUGGUUACUGAGGAUGUUUUAUCUACAGGCAUGAUCUUAAUGUUGCUAGUAAUGAUAAGCCUGAUUAAUCUGUAGAAGCAACAAGCUAACUUUCUGCACAAUCUACUCUUAAAACUUAGCCUAUCACUCCUCAUGAGAGGUAAUUAAUCUGCUACAGCAUAUACCUCAGAUGUACUGGGAUUAGCCUUUCCAGUAUAAAAUGGCCUUUAGUAGCUGGAUUUUAAGCAUGACUGGCCUGAGAUUCUAAAAGUAUGAAUAAUUGAAUUUAUGGGAGUAGAAUGCUUACAGAAUGGAAAAAUUGGAGAGAACUUCUAAGUAAAGUGCAUCAUGCAAUUUUAUUCAAGGCGAACAUCGCUGAGCUGUUAUUUGCAUGGGUGAGAUAAGGUUUUGUGCUCAGCCUUGCACUAAAAAUCUGAAAAUUGAAAUGCAUUAAUACCAUUCUAAUCCUAAAAUUACUAUCAAAGCUAAGGAAGUUCUAAUAUGCAAAGAUGUAUUUUUAAUUUGCUUCUUGCCUUGAUUAUUUAGGCUUUGGGAACUAUUGUUGCUUUUUAAAUUAUAGGUGAAACAAUUAAUUCAUUGCUGGGAUUGGUUUUUAUCCCUGAAACCACGUAGCCUUUUAUAGAAAGAUCACAAUCGUUGAUUAUAAAAACCUCCAUUGCCAUGAACCAGACCAAAAAUUCAAUGCAAUGGUCAAAGAACGGUUACAGCAUAGAUAGGAGGUGGUCUUUUGGCCCCUGGCUUUUGUGGAUCAUGUUUUGAAAAAUGGAAGUGAAGUGUGUCAAUUUUCUUCAGAACUGAAAUGUGGGAACUGAGGUUAUUAUGGACUAGCUGUCUUUAAAGCAUUCCUUAAAUCCUCAAACUUAAGCAUUCCAAGGUGAAAAUUUAUCCUCAAAUUUUCUUUUUUGCUCCAUCUUGUACCUUAGCUCCUGUGGCUUCACGUGGUGUUCUUCUGCAGUUUGCUUGGCCUAACGUUUAUUUCUAGCACAAUUGAUGUAAGCUGAAGUUGAGGCUGAUAUGGUUUGUCCCCUGUUGUGGUUUUAAAAAUAAAAUUAGAACUUCACUCCACUUUUUCUCAGGGUCUGAUUCCUACUGAAAUGUGCAGUGGCUGUUCAGAAUAUCGCUGAUAUGCAGUACCUGAGUUUUGGUGUCUGCUUUCAGAGAGCAUUUGUUGUCUAGAAACAUUCCAUACCCCAAAAAGCAAACUUAACAUUACAGAAAGGAAUAAAACAGUUAAUUCACUUUAUUGUUUCAAUAAUAGAUUAAAUAAGGCUAUUUUGUAUCUGGAUAUUAAACAAUUCAGCACAGUUGCAUUGAGUACUUUUUCCAGAAUUUUGUUUCAAUUUAAAAUAAAUUCAGCGCAAUGACUUGCACAUUGUGCUUGUUUUCUUUCAUUGACAAUGCAUUUUUUGGGUACAUUGUGCUUCAGAUUCAACUUUUUUUGAAAUUACCAAUAAUGGUGAAGUCAUUGGGGAUGAAAGUAGUUAUGACUUCUGAAUGGGCCACCGAGCAUGUUGUAUUUGAUGUAAUUAAUGUCAAUAUCUGAGCUAUUUGAGAAAUACAUGUAGACCUUGUAAGUUUCUAAUUAAUGAUUGUGGCAAAUUGGGUUACAAGGCUGCUACAAGAAGUUAGAAAUAAGAUUGAAACCAAUUUUCUUAAUUGCCUUGAACUUUACAUUUUGUACAAAAUGAUGACAAUUCAGUGCUGAGUUACAUUUAGAGGAAGCUUAAUCCAGGAGUAGAUUUUGUGCUUUUGACAAGUGCUGCUCUAUCUCUCAAUGUGCACUUGGGCAAUUGGUACUUUGUCAACAACCUCAAUAUUCUGUGUAAUUUUAGUACUGUACAAAGGGAUCAAACUCAGUUCUUGCUACUUGUGGCUACUAUGCUCUUAUCAAAUUAAACUUCAAAAUAAAAUUUUGUCAACUA
This is a messenger RNA of Hemiscyllium ocellatum (epaulette shark), 3398 nucleotides long. RefSeq names its product CAP, adenylate cyclase-associated protein 1 (yeast) (gene cap1). The record is from RefSeq and is a predicted model, not a curated record. Gene Ontology annotation, molecular function: adenylate cyclase binding; actin binding. Gene Ontology annotation, cellular component: cytoplasm. Gene Ontology annotation, biological process: regulation of adenylate cyclase activity; cell morphogenesis; cytoskeleton organization. Lineage: Eukaryota; Metazoa; Chordata; Chondrichthyes; Orectolobiformes; Hemiscylliidae. The coding region runs from base 84 to 1472 and encodes 462 amino acids. The transcript is spliced from 13 exons.